UGGUGUGUGUCAGAUGGUAUUCCUGCUCGUCUGGCUGCGCCAGUUAAGUCGAAUCAGAGGCAACCGGUGGUACACGGCACAGCGGUGGUCUCUCUCUCUUUUCCGCUCUCACAGCAUCUCUUCAGGACAAGCUACAGCAACUCUGGCCCAAGGCUUGUUUUAAAGUUCUAACAGCUGUCAGCGGAAUCCAAGCGGCAAAAUGGAGAACGUGACAGCAAGGACGACCAAGGAGAUCAACCUGACAUGCGGCAUGUCCGGAAACCACGAUAUCAUCUUCACCUUGGUGCCCAUCGUGUACAGUUGCAAUUUCGUCAUCGGCAUGGUGGGCAACUGCAUGGUGGUGGCCGUCAUCUACUGCUACAUGAGGCUCAAGACGGUCGCCAACAUCUUCGUGCUCAACCUGGCCGUGUCCGACCUGACUUUCCUCAUCACGUUGCCCAUGUGGGCCACAUUCACCGCCACGGGCUACCACUGGCCGUUCGGUGGGUUUCUGUGCAAGACCAGCGCCGGGCUGGCCAUGUUGAACUUGUACACCAGCACCUUCUUCCUCACGGCGCUCAGCAUCGACCGCUACCUGGCCAUCGUGCACCCGGUGCGCUCACGACGCUUCCGCACGGUGGCCUACGCCCGCAUCACCUUCGUGGUGGUGUGGCUGGUGGCCUUGGUCCUCAGCGUGCCCACGGCCUUGACGCGGGACGUGCUCAACGUGGCCAACACCAACAACACCUUGUGCGGUGUCCUGCACCCAACCUCGGAGAACCGUGAGAGGCUCAAGGGUCUCCUCCUGGCCAUCAGCCUCAUGAAGAGCCUGAUGGGCUUCCUGGUGCCCUUCGUCAUCAUCAUCACCUGUUACUGCCUGAUCGGGCGGGCGCUGGUUGGCGCCAGGCACAUCCAGAAGAGCUCGAGGUCUCGCGACGACGAGGUUCUGCGGAUGCUGGCCGCCGCCGUCCUGGCGUUCUUCCUGUGUUGGAUGCCGCACCAGGUCUUCCACUUGCUGCAGGUUCUCACCCAACUCAUGAAGAUGGAGAACUGCACCUUGGUUGAAAUCAUCGACACGGCCAUGCCCUUCACCAUCUGCCUGGCUUAUCUCAACAGCUGCGUCAACCCGAUCGUCUACGGGUUUGUGGGACGCAACUUCCGCAAGAACUGCAAGCGGCUGCUGCGCUGCUCGCCGUCCAGACCCACUGGGGGACACCCCAGCAUCAGCUCCAAGAUGAGCGCCUUGUCCUUUCGGGCCUCCGAGGCUCUGAGCCUGACUGCCCUGAAAAGCAAGGCUUCGUCCGAUGGGAAGUAACAGGGGCGGGGGAAAGGGGACUACAGAGGCCGAAGAAGAAGACAUUCCACGGUUGGAAAUGCUGAAGCAUGCCGGUCUGUUUUGAUGUCCUGUAGCAUGCUGGUCCAUCAGUUACAAGGAAAAAAGCAUUUUCCCUCCCUUGUGAUCUAAGUUAGAAAGCCCAAAAUAGUUACCUAAAAACAAAAUGGUGGACUUUGUGUCCAAUUUCUUGCAUGGGUCUUUUCAUUUGCAUGCAGCAUGUGAAGUGGGGGCCAUGAGGACACGGUGUCGUCAUGCUUAGAGGUCAUCAAAUGUUUCGUGUGUGCAGUCGGAAGUGCAAAAAAAAAAAAAAUUUGUGAAGCGACAAAUGUGGCGUCAAUGUACUGUACGACAAAAAUAUUGAGGAUGCUUUUUGGUGGUUGUACUGUCCAAUGUGCUCCUCGUGGCGAUGUCCAAAAUAUACUUGGUGGUAACAAUGUAAAAAAAAAAAAAAAAAAAAAAGUAGAAAGGGUCUGUGGUAUUUAAAUAUGUCGAUAUAUUGUUUUUUACCGUCUAUGUGUACAGUUGUGAAUAUGUGAGAAUAUAAAUAAAAAUAUAACAUUAAAAUUGAUACUAAUCUA
Syngnathus acus (greater pipefish) is the source of this 1893-nucleotide messenger RNA. It is a transcript of the gene agtr1b, whose product is annotated as angiotensin II receptor, type 1b. Gene Ontology annotation, biological process: immune response; regulation of vasoconstriction; G protein-coupled receptor signaling pathway. The record is from RefSeq and is a predicted model, not a curated record. The transcript has 2 exons. The coding region runs from base 200 to 1294 and encodes 364 amino acids. Gene Ontology annotation, molecular function: angiotensin type II receptor activity. NCBI's taxonomy places the organism in Eukaryota, Metazoa, Chordata, Actinopteri, Syngnathiformes, Syngnathidae. Gene Ontology annotation, cellular component: membrane.